CGUCCAGCAGCUGAUCGGUAAUCCAGAAGAAGUUUCCCCUCAGUUAGGGAGGAGCUCCACUUUGAAGCAGGAGACUCCACAACCACCCUGCAUUAAAAAGGAAGAGGAGGAACUCUGCAUCACUCAGGAGGGAGAGUGUCUUCUAGGACGAGAGGAAGCUGAUUACACCAAGUUUCCACUGAGUAUUCUCUCUGUGAAGACUGAAGAUGAUGAAGAGAAACCACAAGUAAACAACCUCUUAGCUCCACUAUCAGAUAGUGAGGCUGAAGACGAGGUUGAAGAACCUCUGAGCAGCGAUAAAGACUGUGAAGGUGAUAUGAGGACUCACACUGACAACAAACACUCUGAAUGCUCUACAAAGAAGAGAGGUGAAACAUGUUUGAGCUGCUCAGUUUGUGCUGAAAGUUUUACUCAAAAGAGCAGUUUGACUCGACACAUGAGAACACACACAGGAGAAAAAACAUUUAUUUGUUCAGUUUGUGGCAAAAGCUUUUCUCAAAAUAGGUCUUUGACUCGACACAUGAGAACACACACAGGAGAAAAACCAUGUACUUGUUCAGUUUGUGGCAAAAGCUAUUCUCGAAAAUGUGGUUUGACUCAACACAUGAGAACACACACAGGAGAAAAACCAUGUACUUGUUCAGUUUGUGGCAAAGGCUUUUCUCAAAAUAGCUAUUUGACUAAACACAUGAGAACACACACAGGUGAAAAACCAUUUAAUUGUUCAGUUUGUGGCAAAAGCUUUUCUCAAAAUAGCUGUUUGACUCGACACAUGAGACCACACGCAGGAGAAAAACCAUGUACUUGUUCAGUUUGUGGCAAAGGCUUUUCUCAAAAUAACUAUUUGACUAAACACAUGAGAACACACACAGGUGAAAAACCAUUUAAUUGUUCAGUUUGUGGCAUAAGCUUUUCUCAAAAUAUCUGUUUGACUCACCACAUGAGAAUACACACAGGAGAAAAACCAUGUACUUGUUCAGUUUGUGGCAAAGGCUUUUCUCAAAAUUGCUAUUUGACUAAACACAUGAGAACACACACAGGUGAAAAACCAUUUAGUUGUUCAGUUUGUGGCAACAGCUUUUGUCAAAAUAGCUAUUUGACUCAACACAUGAGAACACACACUGGACAAAAAUCAUUUAGUUGUUCAGUGUGCUGUAAAAGGUUCUCACGUAAUGCAGACGCAGUAAAACACAUGAGAACACACAAGGGAAAAUAACCAAUUAGUUGUUUAGUUUGUGGUAUGUUGCUCAUAUGUGGUGACAUCCACCCUACCCAGGACCUCCUCACUGCUUCUUUCACAAAUAUCUGAGGUAUUCAUACAAACUUGGAUUAUUUGAAGCAUAAUCUUAUCUACUCAUGACCCCAUGUCUUCUCUGUAUCUGAAACCUUCCUGAACAGUAAGAUAGAUGAUGCUUCAAGUGCUUGGUUACUCCUUCUUCAGUCCAGGGACCUGGGGCCUCAUGUGUCAAGUUUGUACACGCUCAAAAACCUGCACUACACCCUUUUUCACUGCAAAAUUGAGAUGUAUCAAAACUGACUAACGCAUAAGUGAUGCUGGGUAACUGUUUGCAUAACAAAUUGCCAACUUUUACUCCUCAGACUGAUUGAUGUGCAAAUCAGAGACAUAUGAACAAUUAACCCCCAACACCCACAACCCAACCCCCACCUCCCUCGACAUGGUCCUGGUGGAGAUCUACACUCUUAGUGCUUUUCUUCUUUAUUCAGAGUAAUUAUUUGACUUUCUAAAGGUUUUGAACUACUAAGUGGGUUGAAAAAUAUGUAUGUGUUUCUUGUAGUAUUUAAAAUGUAGAAUUGUUUUUCUUCAAUGUUUGCCCUUUUUCUGGUUUGAACAACAGCCAUGGAAAAAGUCUGUGCACAUGCUUGUAUAUAUACAUUUUUUAUUUUCAAACAGUAGUUGUCCGUUUUUUGAUGUUAGAUACUU
Molecule: messenger RNA, 1942 nt
Organism: Nerophis lumbriciformis (worm pipefish)
Lineage: Eukaryota; Metazoa; Chordata; Actinopteri; Syngnathiformes; Syngnathidae
Source: RefSeq, a predicted model, not a curated record